GAGCGGUUGUGCCGCAUUCCUCAAGAGUCAGUUGAGCAUUGGACGUCCUCGUUAGCGGUUGCCUGUGGUGUUCUGUGCGGACGAGUCAAGCCGCUCAAGAACCAGCCACCAUCUCUUUGAGCCACGGAUGCCUUUUAACUCAAGUGCAAUUAUGCUUUAAACUGUGACAGUGAACAACAACUAAAAAACCGUAAUACCCACCCAGAAUAUUAGAACUACUCGAUUAAUAAUUGUUCAGUAAACCAUUGCAAAUUAGUGUUGCAAUUAGUACGUAAAGCAAGCCCAACCCCAGUUCGUAAUCCCAGCGCUCACGAUGAAGCGCAACAGGCGGAGUCUCAGCGAAGGCUCCACCGCAGCGCGCCUCCUGCUCGCCGGAGCGCUCCUCUGCAGCUGCCUGGCGACCGCACUUGGCGCACAGCGCCAGCCCAUUACCUCCGCCGGCGGACACGAGCUGCGCGGCACCACAUUCAUGCCGGCGCUGGAGUGCUACGAUCCCUAUGGCCGACCUCAGAAAUGCUUGCCCGAGUUUAUCAAUGCUGCCUACCAGCUGCAAAUUGAAGCGACAAAUACCUGCGGUGAACAGGGCGAUACUUACUUCUGCAUGCAGACAAUGAAUCCGAAUCUGAAGAACUGUGCAUUCUGCAGAUAUGAAGAUCAUAAUCCCUCGUUCCUGACGGACUUGCACGAUCCUCAGAAUCCCACCUGGUGGCAAUCGGAGACCAUGCUAGAGGGCAUCCAGCAUCCCAAUCAUGUGAACUUGACGCUGCAUUUGCGUAAAUCCUAUGAUAUAACCUACGUACGCAUCCUCUUCCGUUCGCCGCGUCCCGAGUCCUUUACGAUCUACAAGCGCACCACGGAGAACGGCCCCUGGAUACCCUACCAGUUCUACAGUGCCGUCUGUCGGGACACCUACGGUCUGCCCGACUCGCGUGCCAUUCGCAAGGGCGAGGGCGAGGCUCACGCCCUCUGCACCGGCGAGUACAGCGACAUCUCGCCGCUGCGCGACGGUGAAAUCGCCUUCUCCACGCUCGAGGGCCGUCCCAGUGGCAUCAACUUCGAGCGCAGUCAGGAGCUGCAGGAAUGGGUCACAGCCACUGACAUUCGCAUCACUCUGGAUCGCCUGAAUACCUUUGGUGACGAGCUCUUCGGCGACGCUCAAGUGCUGCAGUCCUACUUCUAUGCCAUCAGCGACAUUGCCGUGGGUGCGCGCUGCAAGUGCAACGGACACGCCAGCAAGUGCGUGGCCAGCACCGGAAUGCAUGGCGAGCGCACGCUGGUCUGCGAGUGCCGCCACAACACGGAUGGACCCGACUGCGAUCGCUGUCUGCCGCUCUACAAUGACGUCAAAUGGAAGAGGGCAACCUCAACGGAAGUGAACGAGUGCAAAGCUUGCAACUGCAACAACUUUGCGGACAAGUGCUACUUCGAUGCCAAUCUGUUCAAUCUGACGGGGCAUGGUGGCCAUUGCCUGGACUGCCGCGACAAUCGCGAUGGGCCCAACUGCGAGCGCUGCAAGGAGAACUUCUAUAUGCGCGACAACGCCUACUGCGUCAACUGUGCCUGCGAUCCCGUCGGCUCCCGUUCGCUGCAGUGCAACAGCCAGGGCAAGUGCCAGUGCAAGCCCGGCGUGACGGGCGACAAGUGCGACCGCUGCGCGAACAACUUCUUCCAGUUUGGCCCCCAUGGCUGCCAGCCCUGUGGCUGCGAUCCCCAUGGCUCCCACGACAAUACGCCCGCCUGUGAUGCCGAGACUGGCAUUUGCUUCUGCAAGGAGAACGUCGAGGGCAGACGCUGCAAUGAAUGCAAACCGGGCUUCUUCAAUCUGGAUAAGAACAAUCGCUUUGGCUGCACGCCCUGCUUCUGCUAUGGCCACACCUCCGAGUGUCAGACGGCGCCUGGCUACUCCAUUGUCUCGGUCACCUCCAACUUCAACAAGCACAAGGAGCGCUGGACUGCAAUCGAUCUGAAUCGCCGCGACGUGGACAUCAAAUACAAUCAGUACAGUCGCAGCAUUGGCACCACAGCUCAGGGCAAUGAAUACGUCUACUUCCAGGCGCCCGAUCGCUUCCUGGGCGAUCAGCGCGCCUCCUACAAUCGCGAUCUGAAGUUCAAGUUGCAGCUGGUGGGUCAAGUGGCGCCCAGCAGCAGUGCCAGCGACGUUAUCUUGGAGGGCGCUGGCAGUAAAAUCUCGCUGCCCAUCUUUGCCCAGGGCAACGGCAUUCCGGACCAGGGCGUCCGGGAGUACACGUUCCGUCUGCACGAGCAUCACGACUACCAGUGGCAGCCCAGCCAGUCGGCGCGUGGCUUCCUCUCCAUACUAUCCAAUCUGACGGCCAUCAAAAUCCGUGCCACCUAUUCCGUGCAGGGUGAGGCCAAUCUGGACGAUGUGGAGCUACAGACGGCGCAUAGAGGCGCAGCCGGACAGCCGGCCACCUGGAUCGAGCAGUGCACCUGUCCCGAGGGCUAUCUGGGCCAGUUCUGUGAGUCGUGUGCGCCCCGCUAUCGCCACAGUCCGGCACGUGGGGGACCCUUCAUGCCGUGCAUACCGUGCGACUGCCAUGGCCAUGCGGACAUCUGUGACUCAGAGACGGGCAGCUGCAUCUGUCAGCACAACACCCAGGGCGAUAACUGCGAUCAGUGCGCCAAGGGCUACUAUGGCAACGCCUUGGGCGGCACGCCUACCGACUGCAAGCGUUGCCCCUGCCCCAACGAUGGCGCCUGCAUGCAAAUCAACGGCGACACGGUCAUCUGCACAGAAUGCCCAGUGGGCUACUUUGGCUCCCGCUGCGAGCAGUGCAGCGAUGGCUUCUAUGGAGAUCCGACCGGUCUGCUGGGCGAAGUGCGCACCUGCAAGAGCUGCGAUUGCAACGGCAACGUCGAUCCCAAUGCUGUGGGCAACUGCAAUCGCACCACCGGCGAGUGCUUGAAGUGUAUCCAUAACACAGCUGGCGAGAACUGCGACCAGUGCUUGCCCGGACACUUUGGUGAUCCGCUGGCCCUGCCCCACGGCAAGUGCGAUCGCUGCAGCUGCUAUGCCGCCGGCACCGAGCAGGACGAGCAGAGCAUCUCGCGCUGCGAUCAGGUCACGGGCCAGUGCCAGUGCAAGCCGAAUGUGAUUGGCCGGGACUGUGGUGAGUGUCAGCCUGGCUACUUCAAUAUACGUUCCGGCAAUGGCUGCGAGAACUGUCUGUGCGAUCCCGUGGGCAGCUACAACUCCACCUGCGACAGGUAUACGGGCCAGUGCCACUGCAAGCCGGGCGUGGUUGGCUUGCGCUGUGAUCAGUGCGAGAACUUCUUCUUUGGCUUCUCCGUGGACGGCUGCAAGCCAUGUGAGUGCGACGAGAGCGGCUCCAAGGGCUUCCAGUGCGAUCAGAAUGGCCAAUGUCCAUGUAAUGACAAUGUGGAGGGACGUCGCUGUGAUCGUUGCAAGGAGAACAAGUACGAUCGCCAACGCGGCUGUGUUGCAUGCCCCGAUUGUUAUAACCUCGUGCAAGAAGCAGCCGAUCUGCAUCGCACCAAGCUGGCCAACUUGAGCUCAACGCUGGACGAGAUUGCCCGGACGCCAGUGACAAACGAUGAGGAGUUCGAGGGCAAGCUGAAGGCCGUGCAGGAGAAGGUGGCCAUAUUGGCUCAGGAUGCGCGCUCCGGCUCUAGCGACGGCGGCCAGACCUACGUUGAGGUCAUUAACGAUCUACACAAGCGAUUGGACAGCAUGCACAGCCACUUGGUCAGCGCCGAUGAGCUGCAGAAGGAUGCCAAUGCGGAAAUCGAGAAGGCACGCAGCAACUACACACAGUUACGCCAGAUCAUCGAUGAUGCUAAAAAGGAGCUGCAAGACGCACUGGAUCUGCUCAACGAUGAGGGCGAACAGGCCCUGGCCAAGGCAAAGAACAAGUCCAAGGAGUUUGGCGAGCAAUCGAAACAGAUAUCAGACAUUUCACGCGAGGCACGCGCUCUGGCCGACCGCCUCGAGUCGGAGGCGAAGUACGAUCUAACGAAUGCCAAGGAUGCCAUGGAUGCUGUAGAGAAGGCCAAUCAGCUGGCCAAGAAUGCCAUCGAUCUGCAGCAAAAGGUUGGUGUUGAGCUGCGCUCCGAAGUGCGUCUCGAGCUGAAUCAGGUGAAGCAGUCUCUUGGCGCCGUCACCCAAACCUCCAAGGAAGCACUACGCAAGGCCAACGAGGUGUACGAUGCGGCUCUCACGCUGCUCAACGAUGUCAACGGUCAAACGCAGCCCAACAUUGACAUCAACCAGCUGAAGAGGGACGCAGUAGCUGCGAAUGAGAAUGCAGAUAAUCUGCUCCAGCAGAUCAACGAAAUGUCCAACAGCAAUGGUGAGGUCUUCUCUAACUUCGAAGUUGAACGCGAUUUCUCUCAAGUCCUACUCGAACGCGCCGAAGCCCAGAAGAAGGACGACAUUGAGCUAUUGCGCCGCGCCAAGGCUGCCUUCGAGCGAGCCAACAAGGCGGUGGAGCAGGGCGACAGUACGCUCAAGGAGGCCAACAAGACCUACAACACGCUUGCGGGCUUCCAGUCGGAUGUGCAGAAAUCAUCGGAGAAGGCUACCUUGGCAUUGGAAAAGGUGCCCAGCAUCAAGAAGGAAAUCGAGAACGCUGACAAUCUAAUACAGCAGGCGGGCAAUGCUCUGCAAGGCGCCAAUAAGAACGCUACCGAGGCCAAGAACAAUGCACAAGAGGCCCAGGAGAAGUAUGCGGAGCAAGCCUCAAAGGAUGCUGAGCUGAUACGUCGCAAAGCCAAUGAGACAAAGGUCUCUGCCCGCAAGCUGCGCGCCGAGGCUGACGAGUUGAACCAUCGCGUGACGCUGACGCAAAGAGACAUCUCCCAGCUGGAAGAAAACUCAACCGAAGAUGAUAAUCUUGUGGACGAUGCCAAGCGCAAGGUGGGUCAGGCCAAGGCAGACAUGCAGGACGCCAAGAAGCAAAUUGAAAAGGCCAAUAGUGAGUUGUCAGCGAUCAAGGAUGAGUUGGAGAACUUGAAAGAUAUCAAUACAUCGGAUUUGGACAAACUGGAGAAUCGGCUCACUGAGGUGGAGGGUAACAUCAUUCGGGUUAAUCUAACUGGACGUAUCGAGAAGUACCGGGAACAGCGGAGCAUACAAAAGAAAUUAAUCGACAAAUACGAAGCUGAUUUGAAAGAAUUAUCCGGAGAAGUGGAUAAUAUACGUUUAAUAUCUGAAGCACUGCCAAGUAAUUGCUUUAGACGCAACCGUCUAGAGCCCUAGACAUAUAGACCCUAACUAAGUGCACUACCAACUACCAACUACUUCAAUUAACAUCUAAGUACGAGGCGAGGACGAACAAAUGCGGAAUUAUCCGUACACGUAGCCGUUGAAUGAAAUUAUGUAAUUUUAGUCUUUUAGCUGAAAUAUUUUGUUUAGUAAAAGAAAGAAACAAAAGAGCCAACGAUAAACAAGAAACGAGCAACAGAAAAUGCAAAACAUUUAGCUUUACAAAGCAUCGUUCGAUUUAUUAUUAUCGGUGUAACAUGAUGCCAAUAUUGAAACAAAUUUCCUAAACUGCCAAUUGUGCUUUCGAUUCAAGCCAGCCAUGGACGACUGUAUUAUACUAUACUAUAUAUUGAAAACUGUGCCGUGUACCAAAACUUUCAAACAAUAUUGCAUUUCUAUAUCUUUCCUCCCCUUUUAUGGCUAUGCCACAUUGCAAUCUAUUCUAUAUAUAUAUAUUAACAUACAUUUGUCAUCUACGUUUAAUGUGCCAAUUACAAUAUUUUCUACUGUGCUUAAGUCGCCUUAUGAAUUUCACCUUAAAAUAAAAUUUUCCAACGUUGUAAUUUUUUGUAUAAAGUA
This is a messenger RNA of Drosophila mojavensis, 5824 nucleotides long. RefSeq names its product laminin subunit gamma-1 (gene LanB2). The record is from RefSeq and is a predicted model, not a curated record. The coding region runs from base 314 to 5239 and encodes 1641 amino acids. The transcript is spliced from 10 exons. Lineage: Eukaryota; Metazoa; Arthropoda; Insecta; Diptera; Drosophilidae.